Messenger RNA from Poecile atricapillus (Black-capped chickadee), 2292 nucleotides. RefSeq names its product abhydrolase domain containing 11 (gene ABHD11). The transcript is spliced from 6 exons. Lineage: Eukaryota; Metazoa; Chordata; Aves; Passeriformes; Paridae. The record is from RefSeq and is a predicted model, not a curated record. The coding region runs from base 268 to 1914 and encodes 548 amino acids. Gene Ontology annotation, cellular component: mitochondrion.
GGGGACGGGGACGGCCGCGGGGUCAGGGCCGGGCUGUGUAAAUAGAGACGGUUUCGGUUAAACACGAGGCAGUUUCGGGUCGGCGGGAGAAGCGGCGAGGUCCUGCCACGCCGGUGGGGCAGGACCAGGACGGGAUGGGGACGGUGCCUCCCUGCUGUGUCCCCCCAUCGCUGCUGGCCCGGCACCGUCUGUCCCUGUUACGCGUGGUCUGUACCGGUUACAUUUGUCAAUAAACGUGUCCUGUUUUGGUACUCGAGUGUCCUUGGGAUGUGCGGCACGGUGGAGGUGGGCACAGGGAGGGGGAACGGGGCGCUCCAGCCCCUCGAGGCACUUUACACACCCUGCUACGGCAGCACCCGAGCGGCACCGGGCUGGGGACACAGGGCUCAGCCGCAGCCCCUCUCCUCCAGCGCCGGGCGUCCCUGCUCGGGUGGGGACCCGUUGUCCCCGGCAUUCCAGGGACAGCUCUCCGGGAGCGGCCGAGGCGAGGAGCCGCUGGAUGCCGCAGGGACACUCCCUGCCCGCAGUCCAAAGUCUGGGGCCGCCGGGGGGGCCGCGAGGCGCUUCCCCCGCCCGGGAGCCGCGCUGGGGCGAGGCCGCCCUGCUCGGCCGCUCCCUCCCGCCCGCCGCCACGCUCCAGCGGGCAGGGACAAAGGGGCAAGAGCCGUCGCAGGAGCGCGGGGCCAGUCUUGGGGGAAGCGCGGUCGGGGCGGCGCGCGCGGGGCUGCGGCGGCCGGUGCCGCUGUGCCUGCGGGCGGAGGGCGGCAGGGCGCUGCGGAAUCCCCGGCGGCCGCAGGGAGCCGCCCCGGCCGGUCUCGCUGCCCCCGGGCCCCAAGGGCCGGUGCCGGUGCCGGUGCCCGCGGGGUCAGCGCAGGGAGCGGCCCCGCCGCCGCCCUCCCCACACGCGCUGCCGCCGUCCGGCCGCCAGGGGGCGCCCGCAGCCGCCACGGGGGCGGGGCAGGGGCGGGGCCGCCGCGCGCGUUGCGUCACGGCCCGCGCGCCGCUCCCGUCGCCGCCAUGAUGCUCCGCCGGCUGCCCCGCGGCCCGGCCCCACCGCCCCUCCCGCGCUCCCUCCCUCAGCCCGCCGCCGCCGCCGCCCGCUCCGUGGCCACUGCAGUGCCCCUGGCCCAUGUGGAGGUGGAGGGCCGCAGGGAUCGGCCACCCCUUGUCCUGCUACAUGGGCUCUUUGGCAGCCACAGCAACUUCCAGACGGUGGCCAAGACGCUGGUGCGCCGUGGUAGCGGCAAGGUGCUGACGGUGGACGCCCGGAACCACGGCAGCAGCCCCCACAGCCCCCUGAUGACGUAUGAAGCGAUGAGCCUGGAUGUGCAGCACCUCCUGAGCCACCUGGGCAUCACCAAGUGCAUCCUCGUGGGACACAGCAUGGGGGGCAAGACGGCCAUGACACUGGCCUUGCAGCAGCCAGACCUGGUGGAGCGCCUCAUCUCUGUAGACAUUGGUCCUGGCUCAACUGCCCCCGUGUCUGAAUUCUCUGCCUACAUCUCAGCCAUGAAGGAGGUGAAGGUCCCGGUGGGGCUGAGCCGCUCGGCAGCACGCCAGCUGGCAGAUGAGCAGCUGCAGCCUGUGGUCAAGCUCCCACAGCUGAGACAGUUCCUCCUCACCAACCUGGUGGAGGUGGAGGGCCGCUAUGUGUGGCGGGUGAACCUGGAGGCUAUUUCCCGGCAUCUGGCAGAUAUCAUGAACUUCCCCAUCUUCCACAAGCCGUAUCCUGGUCCUGCACUGUUCUUGGGAGGGUCUGACUCGCCCUAUAUCAGCUCCAGAGACUACCCAGAGAUCCAACGCCUCUUCCCCAAGGCAGAGAUCCAGUACAUUAAAGGUGCAGGCCACAUAGUCCAUCAGGAUAAAUUUGAAGAAUUCAUCACUGCUGUCCUCAGUUUCCUGCCACAGCUGUAGCACUGGGGACCAGGGUUUCUGCAAAGCCCAUGUGGGUCCUGAGGAGCUCUGGGCAGUGACGCAGGGCUCGGACUCUGAGGAUGGGCUCAGCUGGGACUGGCUGCCCUCACUGCAGUCUGAUCCUGCCUGCAAGAUCUUUUCCCAUCCUGGUUCUCCUGCAGUCAGAGCAGAGAGGCAGCUGCAUCCUGCUGAGAUCUCGUGCCACCUCGCAGGGACACGGGGUGGCAUUGGCUCAGGACACUGCCCUGCCUGCACGGUGGUGUCAGGCACAUGGAGGGGGCAGAGAGCCCUCUUUUUUUCCUGCUGCCAGACCCUGCCAAGGAUCUGGCUGUGACUUUGCAGAAUGUGCAAUAAAGCUGAUUCCAUGCCAAGGCAGAA